AUGGACGCCAAGGACGCCUUCACCGGCCCUGAACAGUCUUUACCGGUGCUGUCCCGGGCGCAUCCCGCAGAAACCAUUACCGCCGCCGACCCUCCUUUGAAGGAUUCAACGGCAACUCCAACACUGCAAGCCCCCGCCCGCAAUGCGCCGUCCAAGGUGCGCAAGACCCGCAAGAACAACAAUGUAUCGGGCAAGUCGACCCUAUUCUGGGUCAACUCUGAUCCACAGUCCGCGGCCCAGGGGACCAAGGACGAGACCCUGAAGCGCAUCCGCUCGCAUGUGAUGUCAGAGCACAACCGGAAGAAGAGACUCGAGAACACGAAACGAUACAAGACCAAGACCUGGAAGCAUCUUGCCUUUCAACCCCCCGCGACGGCGGUGACUGUCGGUCCUCAGCUUCCGCUCGCAUCGGCGUCGCUUAAUAAUGGUAGGAGCUCGGCUGAGAUUGAAUACUCGGAUGCACAUCAUGAGCUCAUCCCCGCGGGAGCUACAACAUACGCUGCUUCUACCGCAUACCCUUCAUCGUCAUCGUCGGGCUGGGAUGACAAUGAAUACGAAGAACCCGCCUCGAAGUCUAUAUGGACCUACCUGGGACAAGGCGCUAGAGAUCCAUUCAAUACUGGGCAUACCCAGCUCACGGAUCGGAUGAUGCGCCACGUACAAAGCUUCCUCUGGGAUCUCACACAAGAAGCCCAUCCAUUACAAACUCGAUAUAAGCCAAAAUUGCAGGCGCAUUGGGCUGGCUUGAUCCAAAAGGACCCGGCAAUCCUCCACGCCUCAAUUUGUAUGGUGACCUCGAAUGCGGCCAUGCAAAGAGGCGAGUUUCCUCUCACCGACCCGAGUAAACCACGCACUCCGCUCGUGCUGGAUACCCUCCAUCACCGCGGCGAGACGAUCCGCUUGGUCAACGAAGGUCUAUCUGAUCCGGCCAAGGCCGCCAGCGAUGAACUGAUUGCCGCGGUUUCCACCUUGCUAACAAUCGAGAUCGCGUCCGGCAACCCCGAUUACCUCAAGAUCCAUCUAGCCGGGCUGCGGCAAAUGAUCGCAUUACGCGAAAACUUUGCCGAUGUACCUUCAGAUAUCCGCUUUCAGAUUUCAUGGACUGAUAUACGUGUCGCUUGUAUGGCGCACGCGAAGCCCAUCUUCCCUUUUAUCCGCGGUACCCGCCCAGAAGGGUUAUCUCUUACUCCACUUAACGACGAUAUUGCCCAACUAGCUACACGUUUAAUAUCCCUGACGAAGGUACCCGGCAUUUUCAACGACAAAAUGAUCCAAAUUAUCUAUGACCUCCUCGAACUCAGCUGGUACGCUGAAUGGAUCAAAGGCAACACGGGACACAAAGAUAUCAGCGAAGAGACCGAAGACUACUUCAACAAUGAGGUGCCAGGUGAAAGGCGACAACUCGAUCGAGGGGUGCACGCGCCUCGCCUGCUUGCUCUUCCACAACUCCGCCAUCUGGAACUUCUAUCCUUCUCUCUCCCCCUCCUGCCAAAACCUAUCAUCGCCCUGCGCCUCGCCCUCGCCGAGGCCAUCCCGGCAGGCGUCUUUGAUCUCUGUCCAGAUCUACUGCUCUGGAUGCUAUUCAUUGGUGCCGCCUGCAGCUCAUAUCUACCGACAGAGCGUAUCUUUUUCGUUAGCGAACUGGCUGCUGCUUCUCGUCUCCAGGGGAUCAACACAUGGCAGGAAGCCCGACCUAUCCUCCUGGGCUUUUUCUACGUCGACCGUGUUCACCUGCCCAUGCUCCGCCAGAUUUGGGAAGAGGUGCAGCGGCAACACACGCCGACAGAGUUAUAA
This is a messenger RNA of Penicillium riverlandense, 1794 nucleotides long. RefSeq lists its product as uncharacterized. Lineage: Eukaryota; Fungi; Ascomycota; Eurotiomycetes; Eurotiales; Aspergillaceae. The transcript has 5 exons. The coding region runs from base 1 to 1794 and encodes 597 amino acids. The record is from RefSeq and is a predicted model, not a curated record.